AUGGAUGCAACAGAGAAAACAGAUAUGCCGGAAUUGACGGCUAGCAUAACGGAUCUAGAGAAGCAAGAGCUUCAGUAUGAGGUCGAACUGGAUGAAGCAGACGAAACCAGUGACAAUACAAAACUCAUCUUUUCCCAAGAUAAAAAGAAGAAACAACCACGAAAACGCCCUUGGACUCCAAUCACGUGGCACAUAACAAUGGCAUUGUUGGUUAUAUACAUCAUUUCCCUUCUAGUGUUCAUCAAGUUCGUGUAUCCAACGAUGUUUUUGGGUCCCGUUAAAGAAACUGUCAGUGCAGGUCACGUGACGCUCUUUGAGAAUCUUGGAAUGGCAACGCUAGAUGAUACAAGCAUGAGCGGGUCUCUAAUAUGA
Kluyveromyces lactis is the source of this 372-nucleotide messenger RNA. RefSeq lists its product as uncharacterized. The record is from RefSeq and is a predicted model, not a curated record. Bases 1 to 372 code for a protein of 123 amino acids. The transcript has a single exon. NCBI's taxonomy places the organism in Eukaryota, Fungi, Ascomycota, Saccharomycetes, Saccharomycetales, Saccharomycetaceae.